GUCAACAAAAAUAGAUAAACUGUCUGCCUGAUAUGAAGCAAAGGUUUAAACGUUCUCAUUGUCGAAGUAGGCGUAAAUAACUGAAAUGACGACCAUAUUGACAAUUUCCGCGUGUUGGAUUUUAGGUGUUUUUAUAUACGUUGACGCGGUAACAGAUGACGAUUUUCAAUCAUUGCUUGCCAGGCUUUCUGUGCUCGAAGAAAAACAAGCAUUUUCCGAGAAACGAAUUGCUGCGCUUGAAACGGAGAUUAAGUUGUCACAGAAAAGAAUCGCCGACUUAGAAAAAUACAAGACAUUGUCCGAGAGAAGAGUCGCUACGCUUGAAAGAAAAAAUGAAGCACGGAACAGUAGAAUAGAUGUGUUUGAUGCUGUUAAGAAAAUGUAUGCAAAAACAGCCGCACUUGAAACCAACAACAAUAAAUACGGCAAGACCCUGUUUUACAUGAAAGGCGCCUCGAUUAAAAAUGACAAAAUACAGUCUAACAUAAAAACUGCCGUGCCUGAGAAUGAUUUUGAAGUAUUACCAAACCGUAACGGAGAAACAUAUCCCAGACAGACUGAUAAUAUUGAAAUUGCAAAUAACUCAACUGCAGUAUUACAGUCUGAUCACAGAAGAUUUGCAGUACAAGAGAAUGUGGCAUUUACCGCAAUGAGAGUCCCUAAUCAACAACACAUCGGUAUUAAUCAGGACAUCAUCUUUGAUCGGGUACUUACAAAUGAAGGAGGCGGAUACCAUCCAAAUCACGGUGUUUUUACCGCUCCACAAUCUGGCGUUUACGUUAUCUCAUCGACGAUUUUGACUUGGAUGAAUGGGGAGGUUCAUGCUGCCAUAGUUCAUAAUGGAAACGCUGUCGCUCACAUUUACGGUCACGGAGACAAUGGAAGACACGACCAAAGCAGUCAGACGGUUGUCAUAAGGCUAAAUGUAGGGGAUGAAGUAGCUGUUCAAAAUGUUAACCCUCCAGAUAAUAACAUUUGGGGUUACUCGUAUUCGUCAUUCAGCGGAUAUUUAGUGUAGAUGCAAUAAUCAUGUGAAACCGGUUGAUAACACCUGUAAAAAUAUCAGGUUUCCACAUGCUUAUCCAACUGUAUAAGUUACUCUAAAUGUUUUGUCACUUAAAGCCACACACCUUGAAAUGCAAUACAUGGCAUUGUAAAUGUAAGUAUAAAUAAGAACCAUGUUUUAUAUAUGCCAAUUAGAAUAUAUCUGGCCCCGUGUUCAAAAAACAUUUUUUGCAAUCGAAAAUCGAUUUUGAUUGUCAUUUAAAAUGGAUUUCCAUUGUAGUUGAUAGGCAUAAAUGAAAAUCGAUGUAAGUUAAAAUCGAUUUUCGAUUGCAAAAUCGUUUUGUGAACACGAGGCCAGGUUAAUAAAAGGUAGAAAUCCGUCUCUUUUGCGCUUAAAAACUUAAAAAUAAUCGCGUUUGUCAAAAAUGGACGUAUAAG
Molecule: messenger RNA, 1443 nt
Organism: Dreissena polymorpha
Lineage: Eukaryota; Metazoa; Mollusca; Bivalvia; Myida; Dreissenidae
Product: caprin-2-like
Exons: 2
Coding region: 86-1018 (310 amino acids)
Molecular function (GO): protein binding
Source: RefSeq, a predicted model, not a curated record